AUGGGGAGAGCCCCUUCUUCUGACAAAAAUGGAUUGAAGAAAGGCGCUUGGGCACCUGAGGAAGACAAGAAGUUGAUUGCUUAUGUCACUAAAUAUGGUCACUGGAAUUGGCGCCUACUCCCCAAAUUUGCAGGUCUUGCGAGGUGUGGGAAGAGUUGCAGAUUGAGGUGGCUUAACUAUCUGAGGCCCGAUGUCAAGAGAGGGAACUUCAGUCACCAAGAAGAAGAGACUAUUAUCAGACUUCACGAAAAGCUUGGUAAUAGAUGGUCAACGAUUGCCGCUCAAUUGCAAGGGCGAACAGAUAACGAGAUAAAGAAUCACUGGCACACAACCCUGAAGAAGCGUUUUGAACAGAAAUCAGACAAUAGACGUGGAACUGCAAAAACCAAAGUUUCAAAGUCAGUGGAUGCCAAUCGUAGUGAUAAUAUUUGUCCAUUGUCACCACAGCCAUCGUCUAGUGGACUCUCCUGCUCAACAACAGACACUACAAAAGCCACAAACCAUGAAAUUUUGGUUCCAGAAGAUGAUGAUCUUUCUUUCUUGGACGCAUACACGGAGCCUGAGAGUGCAAAUUUCUGGACAGAGCCAUAUGUAAUUGACGAUUCCUAUGUCCCUCCUGGUGAAGCAGUUGUGCCUGAAUACUUUAGUCCUAUGUGUGAUGUAGAACUUUGGAGCCAAAAUGAUUUGUACCUGCAGGAAUGUGAGGGUUUGUUUCACUGA
Messenger RNA from Abrus precatorius (Indian licorice), 720 nucleotides. Its product is annotated as transcription factor MYB4-like. The record is from RefSeq and is a predicted model, not a curated record. NCBI's taxonomy places the organism in Eukaryota, Viridiplantae, Streptophyta, Magnoliopsida, Fabales, Fabaceae. The transcript is spliced from 3 exons. The coding region runs from base 1 to 720 and encodes 239 amino acids.